CCAGGUUCAAUGUAACGCACUGUGAAAUAUAUUCCCCAAAGCUAUCAUUUUUUAUACUUUACUAAAUUGCCGCCAUUACCGCCGUCUACUCCGCCUCUGAGAAGAAUGGCUUCUGAUGGAUUCCGGCCCCUGGACGAAAAAUCGGUGGCGGAGUACAUAAAAUCGACUCCGUCUCUGACUUCAAUACUAGUAGGAAAUGAACCACAUCAGCUCGAUAAACUGGAAAUUAGAGAAGUCGGUGAUGGAAAUCUUAACUUUGUUUACGUUGUUAUCGGUCCUUCUGGUUCUCUUGUCAUCAAACAGGUACCUAAUUUUCCUUCCUUCAGUGAGUUUGCUUAAAAACGCUAUCGUUUUGGUUUAUUCUUUUCUCUGCAAUGAAAAUCUGUUUAUGCCCCUGUGUAGACUGAUAAGUGAUAAGAUAGACCGAUUACCUGAGUUAUCGCCUUGAUCGAUCGUUCUAAUGUCCAGCUCUUUGAUGUUGAUUACUUAAAGAGCCAUCCCAUAUGUAAGAUGUAUUGGCGAGUCCUGGCCAAUGUCAAAGGAACGUGCUUAUUUUGAGGUGACAACUUUAAAAGAGCAUGGACGCUUAUGCCCUGAACAUACUCCUGAAGUUUACCAUUUUGACCGAACCAUGUGUUUAAUUGGCAUGCGCUACAUUGAACCGCCUCAUAUAAUCUUAAGGAAAGGACUGAUUGCAGGGAUUGAGUAUCCAUUGCUUGCUGAGCAUAUAUCAGACUACAUGUCUAAGACACUUUUUUUCACUUCCUUGAUUUAUCUUACAACUACCGACCACAAACGUGCAGUUGCAGAAUUUUGUGGAAAUGUGGAAAUGUGUAGACUCACAGAACAGGUGAUCUUCUCUGAUCCAUACAAAGUUUCACAAUAUAACCGCUGGACAACUCCAUAUCUAGAUGCUGAUGCAGAGGCAGUGCGAAAUGAUAAUAUUUUGAAGCUUGAAAUUGCAGAGCUAAAGUCAAAGUUUUGUGAAAGAACACAAGCUCUUAUACACGGCGAUUUCCAUACAGGUUCUGUCAUGGUUACUCCCGAGUCAACUCAAGUCAUUGAUCCUGAAUUUUCAUUUUAUGCCCCAAUGGGAUUUGAUAUUGGAGCAUUUAUUGGGAACUUAGUUUUGUCUUACUAUGCUCAAGAUGGACAUGCAAAUCAGGGUAAUGACCGCGAGUUAUAUAAAGAAUGGAUUUUGAAGACAAUAGCAGAUACUUGGAGCCUCUUCCACAAAAAGUUCAUUGCUUUAUGGGAUGAACAGAAGGAUGGGCCCGGUGAGGCGUAUCUUUCUGAUAUAUAUAACAAUUCUGAGGUUCAGAAUCUGGUUAGAGAGAAGUAUAUGAAAGAUGUAUUUCAUGACACCCUUGGAUUCGGCGCUGCCAAGAUGAUAAGGAGAAUUGUUGGUGUAGCUCAUGUUGAGGAUUUUGAAUCAAUUUCCGAUAUUGGGAAACGAGCUAAAUGUGAAAGGCAAGCUCUGAACUUUGCAAAAUUGCUUUUGAAAGAACGGCGCAAUUUCGAGAGCAUUGAAGCAGUUGUUUCCACCAUUAAACAUCAUAACACUUGGUGAAGUUAUGAUAAAGAGGCUGUUGCUCUGUGACACUUGUAAUUUCUCGCGGUUGAGCGUCUUUAAACACAAAAUAACAGCAGUGAUCGUCGAUUAACCGAUUAACCGUGCAUUGUUAAUUGUUUUGAAAAAAUUGAAUUUCCUAUUCUCUUUUGCAUGCAUACAAUAUUGUAACAGGUCUCACCUUUGUACAAAUUGUACUACAAUUUACAUUGUGCCAAUAUAUAGCUUGCCUUGAUGAAUGCAUG
Cuscuta epithymum is the source of this 1815-nucleotide messenger RNA. Lineage: Eukaryota; Viridiplantae; Streptophyta; Magnoliopsida; Solanales; Convolvulaceae. The record is from the annotation of a GenBank genome assembly.